Mus musculus (house mouse) is the source of this 1941-nucleotide messenger RNA. It is a transcript of the gene Dppa2, whose product is annotated as developmental pluripotency associated 2. The coding region runs from base 234 to 1139 and encodes 301 amino acids. Gene Ontology annotation, molecular function: chromatin binding. The transcript has 7 exons. NCBI's taxonomy places the organism in Eukaryota, Metazoa, Chordata, Mammalia, Rodentia, Muridae. Gene Ontology annotation, cellular component: nucleus. The record is from RefSeq and is marked provisional.
AAGGAGAAGGUGUGGCUGGCUUUUGAUUUACUUAAGAACUCAGCUUUUUGCUAUCAAUUAUCUACUGAGACCCAGAGAACUGAUAAAAUCACGUCAAAGAGAAGAGGGUGGAGAGAGGAGGAGGGGGAAGAGCUUAAUUGGGCCACAGGAAGACAGGAAGCAGUCAUUUACUUAUAAAAGAAGUCGGCAUUCAUUCAGCGGCUGCCUUUGUCUUCUUCCAAGCCUGCCUGAAAAUGUCAUACUUCGGCCUGGAGACUUUCAACGAGAACCAAUCUGAGGAAAACUUGGAUGAAGAAAGUGUGAUUUUAACGCUGGUCCCCUUUAAGGAGGAGGAGGAGCCAAACACAGACUACGCUACGCAAUCAAAUGUUUCUUCUUCAACCUUAGACCACACACCACCAGCCCGUUCUCUGGUGAGGCAUGCUGGAAUCAAACACCCAACCAGAACCAUACCAAGCACCUGUCCUCCGCCCAGCCUGCCUCCUAUUAGGGACGUGUCCCGGAACACUCUUCGGGAGUGGUGUCGGUAUCAUAACUUGAGUACGGAUGGCAAGAAAGUUGAGGUCUAUUUGAGACUUCGGAGACACUCCUAUUCUAAACAAGAAUGUUAUAUUCCCAAUACAUCUCGGGAGGCCAGAAUGAAGCAGGGUCCCAAGAAAUCCAAGAUAGUCUUCAGAGGAAUCGGGCCUCCAAGCGGGUGCCAAAGGAAAAAGGAGGAGAGUGGUGUCCUGGAAAUUCUAACUUCACCUAAGGAGUCCACAUUUGCAGCCUGGGCAAGGAUUGCCAUGAGAGCAGCUCAGUCAAUGUCUAAGAAUCGAUGUCCUCUUCCGUCUAAUGUGGAGGCCUUUCUGCCACAAGCCACUGGAUCCAGAUGGUGUGUUGUCCAUGGCAGGCAGCUCCCUGCAGAUAAGAAAGGUUGGGUUCGCCUGCAAUUUCUUGCUGGACAGACCUGGGUUCCAGACACUCCCCAAAGGAUGAAUUUUCUCUUCCUGUUACCGGCCUGUAUUAUCCCAGAACCAGGAGUGGAAGAUAAUUUGCUAUGUCCUGAAUGUGUUCACAGCAACAAGAAGAUCCUAAGAAACUUUAAAAUUAGAAGCCGUGCAAAGAAAAAUGCCCUACCCCCAAAUAUGCCGCCGUAGACAAGAUUUUACUCUGAUCUAAAGGGAAUGGAAGAAUAUUCUGUGAUCCCUAUAAUGGCUAAAAACAAACAAAACAAAACAAACAAACAAAAACCUGGCUGUCAGUCAUCAGAAGCCCCUCCUCCUGUCUCCCAGCAGAGUGGAGACUCUGUUGACAAAUCAGCAUCCAUCUCUCUAACAACAGCCCGUUGCAUUUUAACAUCUCUGACUGACAGCUCCUCAUGGCCUCGUGCUGGAUUUGCAUCACUCUAACAACACCUCGCUGUAUCUUAACAUCUCUGACAGCUCCUCAUGGCCUCGUGCUGGAUUGGCUAAAUGCUUAGCUACCUGAGAAAUGAUUCGGUUUUACUGGGUUUGUUUUGCUGUACUUUUUUUAUAUAAAUUUUUUUUUGGAGGGGGGAGAUGGGGAGCAGUUUCAAAUUAGCAAAGCAGAAAGUACUUUUUUUAAAAAUAUAUAUAAUUUUUUUUGAGUAUGGCUUUAUCAUGUAGCAACUCCAGUGGACCUGGAAAUUCUAGGUAGACCAGACACGUGUUGGGUUUUACAUGCCUGUACAAUACCACUUAGCCAGUACUGAUGUAUGUUUGACUAGUAUAGAGUUCAUUGCUUGUGCUAAACAACCUGGGUGUUGACAAGUGUUUAUAGAGUGCCAUACAUUUGAAAUCAUAUAGUAUGCUACCGUUCAGAUUGGCUUUUACCUAGCAAUAUGCCUGUGAGAAAUAUCCAUGUCCUCGAUUGAUUUUUCUUAAUGUUGAGAUUCCAUUGUCCAAGAUGUGCCUUAUGAAUUGAUGCUAUUACAUAUGG